Molecule: messenger RNA, 1972 nt
Organism: Triticum aestivum (bread wheat)
Lineage: Eukaryota; Viridiplantae; Streptophyta; Magnoliopsida; Poales; Poaceae
Exons: 5
Coding region: 796-1767 (323 amino acids)
Source: RefSeq, a predicted model, not a curated record
CACGACCUGCCCUCCCAGUUACCACACCACACCAAACUCCAUUGAACCAGCUCGUCUUCUUCCUCUGCUCAUCUUAUCUCCUCCCCCGGAGCAGCUGCUUGGAUCUCCAUUUCUUCGAUCUCCUUCGGAUUCGUGCCAUCUAUGCUACUAGUUGGCCCGGGCAGCAGAUCAACCUCCGCAAACAAGGUCAUUUAGCCCUGGCAAAAUGGACCAGAUAGCAAGCAAUGAUGAAGUUCCAUCCGUACUGGACAAAGAAAAUCUCAGCGAUUAUUCUCCUGAUGAACUUGGCAGUGAUGUGGACUGUUCUGGUGGAUCAAGUGGCCCUCCCGGCAGUCCUGCGAUUACAUCCAGGCUAUCUCUGUUGAAAUUAGGUUCGGUAAUAGCUAAGUUUUCUGAUUUCAAGAAAAAGCUCGUAAGGGAAAUUGGUUUUGAUGGAUUGUUCCUGAUAAAAUCAUGGCAAAAGUUAAAUCUGAAGUACAGUUCUUACCCUAAUGGAUAGAGUUGAUGUGGAUAGUAGCACAAUCAACUUGGAGGGCCAAGGCAUGAUUGAGUUGUCUGACCAAGAAGUACACCAUGUUUUUGCCAUCCCUUGCAGUGAGAAAACAAUAAGAUCAGAAGGCAUUGAACAGUCAGAAGCGUGUAUUGAGUAUUCAAGAUUUGCAGCUAGCUUUGGUGACAAAGGUACACACAGCCUCAAGGCAGCAGAGGCACAUCUGAUGCGCGACAUCUCCGCUGAAUCUAGGAAGAUAGAACUUGAGUGUUUCAAGAUUGCUUUUGUCAUUUUCGCCGUAGGUCAUGUGCUCGCACCGUCAGCCAAGCAUGACUACAUUACAAUUGAUUUCUGGGGAGCAAUUAAUGAUGUAUCUAAAAAUCAGAGAAUGGAACUGGUGCAGUUACCUUUUGAAGCACCUCUUCCAAGCUGUUAGGAAGUUUAAGACAGAUGUCAUAAAGCGCAACCCCACCAUCCACAUUGUUGGAUGCCACUUGGUCCUGCAGGUUUUUGUAUUAGAUAGCCUUGAUCUGGAUUUGUUGAGCAAAUUAAGGGGGAUGUUCCUGCGAAUGGCACUUUUUGAUUAUGAUUCAAUGAAGAAAAUGAUUGAGUCCAUUUCUGUUAACAUGGGAGCUGGGGAAAUAUCAUUCCACGGCGCAUCGGUCCGACAGAAUCUUAAUAUCAGCAAGGAAAUUGUAUGUGCCACCAACAUUGAUUUGAACCCAAACAAGUCAAGGGCAUCACCCAACACAAAACGAGUGCAGAUUCCAUCAACGGUUAUCCCCCGAAAUAAUUAUGGCAAGUCUGGUCCACUUGAAUUUUCGAAACAUCUGCGUACCAAGUACCCGUCCGUUUCGGGCGAGAAGCUUGGUAUACUUUUGAGAGAGCACAAUGCGCGUGGGCUGGCUAGAAUAUCAGAGAUGAGGGAAUCUUUCCAGAACUCGAUGUUUAGUUUCGCAGAUAAAAUAGUUAUCUGCAUAGCUGAAAAUUGUAUGUGUUGCAAGGCUAAUGGUCGAAAACAAUGCAUUCUGAAGAGCGAGCUUCCGACCAAUGGUAACAUUAACAAUGUGCCAACCGGAGAAGAAGAACUGUUUGUCACGCCAAUUGCGAACAAGAUAGUAUCAAGGUUCUCUGCGCCUGUCGAUAAUGAAGGUCAUCAUUUAGUUUCAGGCAACUAUAUUAGUACUACUAUGCAUGUAUCAUCAUCAACAGACUACAACAUAUCUAGACAUAAUCCAUCGAAAUUCAUGCAUUACGGGUACCUCAUCAGCAAAUAGCUCAAUUGACCGUAAAAGGUCUGUCGCACCCAACCCAAGCAAUGAGCAAGACUCAUCAAAGAAACUAUGUGUUCGACAGGACACACCUUGAUACGUCUCCAACGUAUCUAUAAUUUUUGAUUGCUCCAUGCAAUAUUAUCUACUGUUUUGGACAUUAUUGGGCUUUAUUAUCCACUUUUAUAUUAUUUUUAGGACUAACCUAUUA